AUGGAAUUUGAGAAAAACGAUACAGAGUUAACAAAAAAAGCUCCCAAUAAAAACUUGGCUAAUGAUGAUGAAGGUCGCGUAGGAGAAAUGGUGACUGCAGAUUUGGAUGAAUCUCCUACCGAAAGUUUGGGAGGAGUUGCGGAACCGGCAAUUCGCAAUGAAAUAAUACCUUUAGCUAACGUAAUCUCGAAAACGGGUAGCCAAAUUGAGACGACACAUGCAAAUUUUCGUAACGAAGUUAAGCCCCAAAGUUCUAAGCAACGAAGCCGUGGAAGAUUUCUGGAUUUCGUCAGGCACGCCCGUCCCAGUUUCCCUAGGAAAUCUAAAAGCAUAGCUAAAAUCCUGCUGAAGAAUUUAUUAUUAGCUAAAGGCUUCACUUCAAAAACUGCUGUUGAUGUUAAAAGAAGAGUUGAAAAGAAGAGCAUCCAACGUAAUCCCAGAAGGUCUAUAGGAAACGGUACUAAGAAGCCGUGCCCUAGAUGUGGACAUUCUUGCUGCUUCAAAGAUUCCUCCAUGCGAUAG
This is a messenger RNA of Bombyx mandarina (wild silkworm), 522 nucleotides long. RefSeq lists its product as uncharacterized. Lineage: Eukaryota; Metazoa; Arthropoda; Insecta; Lepidoptera; Bombycidae. The record is from RefSeq and is a predicted model, not a curated record.